AUGUUCCUGGAAGGAGUCCGGCCCUUGAGGCCAGACCGCGAUGCAGCGUUGAGGCUUUUUGAUAGUAUCAUACAACAUUUUGAACCGUCACAGACAAUCAAAAACAGCUUCAAACCAGUUACUUUGAUCCGCCUGACGAAAGAGGAGGUUCUCGACAAGGAUAGUUUUAUCAACCUCUUUUUCCCACUGAUCGAACACUAUUUAGAUGGUACCCCACUCGACACAAAGCCCUCCCUCCAUCGCAUUCUACCUCGUUUGGACGGCUUCAUUACAUGGACCACCGAGAACCAACGUGCCCUUGGUGAAAGCCUGGCCAUGUUCGCGAGGUUUUUGAUCGAUGAUUUUUUCUUGCCCUGUAGAUGCGUUGUAACCGGAACAUUCGAUACUGGGGAAGCUUAUAAGCGACUCAACAGAUACGGGGACUGUUGCCGAGAUGACAAUGGAGACAUGUUGUGGCCGGACGAUGAGGCGAUGGAAUUUCUGAAAGUGGCCCACAUAGUUCCUCACGCUCUUAUGUCCUCCACCAAUAUGGACGAUCCAAAAUUGACUGAACACAUGCAGAUGACCCAUAGGAUCCUGAAUAUGUUCAAUCCCACUGUUGUCCCUCUCAUCUGUGGGACUAACAUUGGUUACCGUCCCAUGAAUGCGCUCACUAUGACCCGUCCUGCUCGCUGGCUGUUUUCUCAAUUCAGAAUAGCUUUCGAACACAUUGGGCCUCACAUUUACAAGAUCGACUUGGUGCGCCCAGACUACCCGCCCCAUCUUCAAAGGGUUAAGCUUCCUGUCACCCGGACCCUCGAUCUCGCCCCAGACCACGAUAUAGACCCGCCGUCAGCUAGUCUUCUGAAGAUCCACUCUGCCGUCGCGAAAAUUCUCCACCUGAGUGAUGUAGGUCGGUUUAUUGAUCGAUUUUUUCGGGCGAUGGGGGAAAUGGAAGCGCCGCUAUUUAAGCCAGAUGCAACGAGCCGUUUCGACGAGUACGUGGCUUUCAAUCUUGCUGGUUGUUUUAAGGAGAUGUCUACGAACUAG
Aspergillus candidus is the source of this 1029-nucleotide messenger RNA. RefSeq lists its product as uncharacterized. The record is from RefSeq and is a predicted model, not a curated record. NCBI's taxonomy places the organism in Eukaryota, Fungi, Ascomycota, Eurotiomycetes, Eurotiales, Aspergillaceae. Bases 1 to 1029 code for a protein of 342 amino acids. The transcript is spliced from 3 exons.